UUCUACGGCAGUGACUGUUCAACGUUCUGUAGAAACAAUACCCAUGGGGUCUGUGGGGAGGAUGGACGUCUCACAUGUCAUAAACAAUAUUUCGGGAAAUUCUGUGAAUUGUUUUGUGAGGAUAUGCCUCAUGGAAGGUGCGAUGAAGAUGGUGUGUUGAAAUGUGAAGAUAUGUGGUAUGGUAGUAAUUGCUCUACUCACUGCAUUGAAUCCCAGCAUGUAAAAUGUGAUGAAGAGGGUCGGGUGUACUGUUCAGACCAGUGGUAUGGAAAAAACUGUUCUUUUUAUUGCAAGGGAAGCAGACUAGAUAAAUGCAGUAAAGACGGGUCUGGGGCAGUGACGAUUGAUGGACAGCUGAAUGAAAAGUCCGUUUCAGAACUGGAGUUCUCUAUCAAAUUUUUUCUAUCGGAAAAUCUCUGCAAAAAGGGAACAAAUAUUCACGUGGGAAUCGAUGUCCUUAACGGUGUAGAUAAAUCACAGCUGUCAACUGUAGCCCUCAGCAUUGCCUGUGGAGAUGAACUCAUCAACAGCGAUACCUUUCUACAGACUUACUGGGCGAUGGCACCGGAGAAACUAAAGAAAUACCACUUUCCCUGUACGUUUGUACCACCACCAAAAAGAAAGCAUAAUGUGGAUUGGUUGUCAAAAAACUGGCGCAUGUUAGCAGUUUUAUUCGGAGCAACAGCCAUCAUUUUGUUUAUUGGUUAUUUUAUCCAAAAAUAUAGAAGGAAACGAUUUAGAAGAAUAGAAAAACAUGUAUACACUGUGGAACUUCAAACAACUGAGAUAUAUAAGUAGCCGGAACAAGUGAUAUACAAAUGUAGACCGAGAUUUUACGAGAAUGGCGUUUGUUUACUUUUUUGUUUUUAUCGAAUCCGUUUCUAGGAAGUUUGCAAAAUGUAAUUAAAGCAAUACAAACUUGAACAAAUAUCUUUGCAAAUUUCUGACAUCUGAAGUAUUAUGAAAAGGAAUCAUGACAAUUGAGUAGAAAUGUUGUAGUUGAAUCUCAUUGUGUCCAUUAUUUUAUUAUUAUUUUUCUAUUUUUUUGUAUUUGCCCUUAUUGAAUCGCCAUAUUUGUUGAUUAAAAAUCUUAUUUAAGUUUUCAGAUAUUGUCUGUUUUUGUUGGAAAUUAAAUCAAUAAAUCUGUGUCGCAUAUGCUUUUCACUAACUGCAUUCUAUAAAUGGAGUGAUUGAAUGACUAUUGACUACAUGUAGUAUUAAAUAGUAUCUACACCUAGACUGAAUUGAUGAUAUUCCAUCCAUAUUCUGGUGUACAACUAUUCGUAUGGAGGUAUAAUCAACAACUCUGAUUUAAAUAUCUUCCGUUUAUUGCCGUAGAGCGUUCGCUUUGUGAGCAGUAACUCUAGUGUUCAAGUUCUGACGUUGAAGUUCGUAAAGCGCUUGGCAUAAGAUAGAUAUCAGGUCCCCACACCGUACGGAUCCGGGUUAGAAUAGGCCCCCUACGUGUCAUAAAAGACAACUACACUGUAAAUGGGGCGGCCCUCUGGAUGAGACCGCAAAAACAGCAGGUGUGGCACGAUAAAGAUCCCUCUCUACUCAAAGUCGGUAAGCGCCGAGCAUAGGCCUAUGUUUUGCAGCCCUUCACCGGCAAUGAUGACGUUUCCAUGUGAAUGAAAAAUUCUUGAGAGGGACGUUAAACAAUAUAUAACCAACCGGGGCAUAGUAAUACGGUUGGUGUUGAUAAA
Ostrea edulis (European flat oyster) is the source of this 1706-nucleotide messenger RNA. RefSeq lists its product as uncharacterized. Gene Ontology annotation, biological process: cell communication. Lineage: Eukaryota; Metazoa; Mollusca; Bivalvia; Ostreida; Ostreidae. Bases 124 to 798 code for a protein of 224 amino acids. The transcript has 5 exons. Gene Ontology annotation, cellular component: membrane. The record is from RefSeq and is a predicted model, not a curated record.